AUGAUCACACACACAUUCAAACUAACUUUCGACAGCCCAGGCUUACUCACCAGCAUCCAUGCCAGCAUUCCACUACCAGACACGCGUCCUUUGAAAGGACAACUGAGAUUCCUCAACUACGUGGUGCCGGAGAAUGUGACACGGCCACCCAGCACAUGCCAACCGGUGUCCAACAUCGCCUUCGUGAAGACCCACAAAGCUGGCAGUUCUACCAUAGCCAACAUCUUACAGCGUUACGGGUUGACUCACAACCUCAACUUCGCUCUGCCCAACACCCGGUCGCACGUGUACGCUUACAACUACAUCUCCAAACCUGGAGAGAUUUUGACCAAGGAGAAGAUCAUUGCACUAGCUCCAGGUCAAGAAUACAACAUACUGUAUAACCACGCUAUCUACAACCGUACAGCAUUCCGUGACAUUAUGCCAUGCAACACAUCUUACAUCACAAUUCUGCGGCAACCUUUCCAACAGUUUGUGUCCGCCUUUGAAUAUUACCAUAUAGACCGGGCCUUUGCACUGAGAAACGCGGAUAUUCUCAAUGAAAGUAACCCCAUCUCCACGUACCUGGCUAACCCAAUUAAAUACGAACGCGGAGUGAGUUACUUUUCUUAUAUCAGAAACAAACAAGCUGAGGAUUUGGGCAUGGGCAGAGAGGAAUGGUUCAGUUCUGAGAAAGAACACGCGUACAUUGCUCAAAUGGACAGGGACUUCAGCCUAGUCAUGAUCAUGGAGUAUUUUGAUGAAUCGUUAUUGCUUCUAAAGCGCCAGCUGUGCUGGGAAAUAAAAGAUGUCUUAUACAUUCCUAAAAAUACCAACAAACACAAACCAGAUAGAAACUUUACCAUUUUGGAUUACCAACGGCACCGCAACAUAAGUCACCUUGAUUAUUCCCUGUACAACCAUUACUUAGCAAUAUUUCAGAAUAAGUUGAACAGUCUUGGUGACGACUUCCAUCAAGAGCUGGCCAACUUCCGACAACUCUUAGGACACGUUAAGCAGAGCUGCUUACAAAACACGACAUUUUAUGCCCGCGAAACAAGGUGGCAUCCAGAGUUUGAAGUUAAUCAGAGUGACUGUAUACUGAUGCUCAUCACAGAGCUGGGAGGGUUGGAUAAGUUGCUAGCUCGUGUUGGUAGGAGUAUUAGCAACAAAGUCAGCAAUGUGACACGACAAAGUGGUCCGUCUUGA
Candidula unifasciata is the source of this 1188-nucleotide messenger RNA. NCBI's taxonomy places the organism in Eukaryota, Metazoa, Mollusca, Gastropoda, Stylommatophora, Geomitridae. The record is from the annotation of a GenBank genome assembly.